Odobenus rosmarus divergens (Pacific walrus) is the source of this 1811-nucleotide messenger RNA. RefSeq names its product serpin peptidase inhibitor, clade G (C1 inhibitor), member 1 (gene SERPING1). Gene Ontology annotation, biological process: negative regulation of endopeptidase activity. The record is from RefSeq and is a predicted model, not a curated record. Lineage: Eukaryota; Metazoa; Chordata; Mammalia; Carnivora; Odobenidae. Bases 127 to 1557 code for a protein of 476 amino acids. The transcript has 8 exons. Gene Ontology annotation, molecular function: serine-type endopeptidase inhibitor activity.
AUAGCCAAGACUGACCCCACCACACACCCCACCUCCCUGACCCUGUGGGGCUAGCCACCCAGUCUGCACUGAAGCUGUCCAGCGACCAGGAGUUUGGAGCAGGUCCGGGCUGACGCCGCCGCCCAGAUGGCCUCCAGGCUGACCCCGCUGACCCUCCUGCUGCUGUUGCUGCUGGCUGGGGUUAGAGCCUCCUCAAAUCUGAAUGUUACUAGCCCCAACUCCACGGCAGAGAGCUGGCAAGAGGAAAGCGAAGGACAGAUCUUGGAGGGAGAGAUCACCACGGUUGAACACACCGUGGGCUCUUCCACCUUGUCGACAAUCAACUCGACCAUCGUAACAACAAAUACCACUCUUGGAGCCACCACUGAGCCCUUCAUCUUGUCCACCAUUCCGCCCAUCCUGCCCACUACUGGGCCCUUCUGCCCAGAGCCUGACACUUCCUGCUCUGACUUGGAGACUCCUUGGGCAGAGUCCAAGUUGAGGGAGGCUUUGAUAGACUUCUCUGUGAAGCUCUACCAUGCCUUCUCAGCGACGAAGAAGGCAGAGACCAACAUAGCCUUUUCUCCAUUCAGCAUUGCCAGCCUCCUAACCCAGGUCCUGCUUGGGGCUGGGAACAGCACCAAGAGAAACCUGGAGAGCCUCCUCUCCUACCCCGAGGACUUUGCCUGUGUCCACCAGGCCCUAAAGGCUUUCACAUCCAAAGGCUUCACCACAGUCUCUCAGAUCUUCCACAGCCCAGACCUGGUCAUAAGGGACAGCUUUGUGAAUGCCUCUCAGAGCCUGUAUGACAGCAGCCCCAGAGUCCUGGGAAAUGACAGUGAUGUCAAUACGGAGCUCAUCAAUGCCUGGGUGGCAGAGAAGACCAACCACAAGAUCACACAGCUGCUGGAAAGUCUGCCCUCUGACACCCGCCUUGUCCUCCUCAACGCCGUCUACCUGAGUGCCAAGUGGAAGACAACAUUUGAUCCGAAAAGAACCUCGAUGGAGCCCUUUUACCUCAAGUCCUCUGUGAUAAAAGCGUUGAUGAUGAACAGCAAGAAAUACCCUGUGGCCCAUUUCACUGACCCGACCUUGAAGGCCAAGGUGGGGCAGCUGCAGCUCUCCCACAACCUGAGCUUGGUGAUCCUGGUGCCCCAGAGCACAAAACACCAUCUCGAAGACCUGGAGAAGGCUCUCAACCCCACUGUCUUCAAGGCCAUCAUGAAGAAGCUGGAGAUGAGCAAGUUCCAGCCCACCCUCCUGACGCUGCCCCGCAUCAAAGUGAAGAGCAACCAGGACAUGCUGACGAUCAUGGAGAAACUGAAAUUCUUUGACUUUUUCUAUGACCUCAACCUGUGCGGGCUGACCGAGGACAUGGAUCUUCAGGUUUCUGCGAUGCAGCACCAGACCACGCUGGAGCUGACGGAGUCUGGGGUGGAGGCGGCAGCGGCCUCGGCCGUCUCCGUGGCCCGCAAUUUGCUGCUCUUUGAAGUGCAUCAGCCCUUCCUCUUCCUGCUCUGGGACCAGCGGCACAGGAUCCCUGUCUUCAUGGGGCGGGUGUAUGACCCCCGGGUCUGAGACCCACAGGGCACCAGGCUAAGGCAAGCCAUCCCCCUCAAGCCACGCUCUUCCGGUGGCAGCCCUGCCUGGACUUGCCCCCCAGCCACCUCCUGCCCCUGGGGCGCCCUGCUCUCCAUGUGAAGGCCUCCCUCGGGGUCUGGUGAAGGGACCUACUUCUAUCAUCCCUUCCCUGUGGCUCCCCAAAGCACUUUUUACAGCUUCCUCUGGUUCAUGUUCACCAGACUCUACAAAUAAAACCCAGCAGACCAUGA